CUGCAACGCAGUGUAAUUUCCAGGGGUUGCCACGGGCGGCUAAUGCCUGUGUGUCCUCUACCACAGCGGCUCGUGAUUCGCUGUCGCCUCUCGCCGGCGUGAAUGGGCACAAAAGCAGAAAAUCAAAGGGGGAUGGGAUGUUGUGGUGGUAGUGGUAAGUCUGGAUAUAUAGAUAUAGAACGAUGGUGGAACUACGCGCUCUUGAUAAAAAGUGACGACUGCUCCCUUUCCUUUCUUGUUGUUAAACAGGUCCGUUAACCUCAGAAUCGAGUUUGUGAAUCCGCUGCUGGUCAGUGUUCGACUCUCGCAUCCCAACCCACAAUGGCAACAACAUCCCCGUCCCCCGUGGCCUCGGGCCUAAAGAACCAGCUGUCCAUGUCCGACUUUGAAAUGGAAGCCUCGUCGAUCGAGACAUCCUCGCGCAUCCGGACCCUGCGUGCCAUCAACGCACUUCGCUCUGCCCUCACAUGGCUCUCCAUUGUGCUGGCCGUGGUGGUCCUCGGCGUCUCGGCCGAUGCUCUCGACACAUACUACGCCACGAGCGUUGGGCCCGAGUUCUUCCUGCAGCUGUGGCCAGCACAGUUUGAUGUGCGGCCCACGCAGGCGUUUGUAGCGGGAAGCGUGGUGGUUCUAGUGGCGAAUCUGGUGGCCCAGGUGCUGGGCGAGAUACGAGCCCCGGCUAGGUACCCUUACAGAGGCAUGUACGCCGUAGCAGGCAGCCUUGUUGGGUUUAUUGGCGCCCUCGUCGCCAUUGGUUUCUACUAUUCGGUGAAUGCGUCGACCAGCAUCGACACGCUGCAGAGCUGGUCCUGCCGCUGGGAGCAUGUGGCCAUGGGCAGCAGGCCGCACUUUGGCACGCUGUGCAAGGAAAGUAAGGCUGGAUUGGCGCUUGCAACGCUGCUUGUCCCGCUGCAGAUCAUUGUGCUGGGUGUGGCGUGCUUUCAGGCGACGCUAGAUCGCAAGGUUGGCCACUUGCCUUUGAAGCGAGGGUAGUGAUUUGCUGGUGCUUGGUUGGUCCCAUUUGUGCCCAUCCGUUGUGAUGGACCACUAGUAGUAGGGGCAGUAAUAGCGGUACAAUUGAAAGUUACUGUACCCAUCCGUUAUUCAUCGUCAAUGUAAAGAUUGAACGGGCGUGUUCCUCAUCCCUGGAUGGUCCAGUACCUGGUUCCCUG
[Torrubiella] hemipterigena is the source of this 1172-nucleotide messenger RNA. The record is from the annotation of a GenBank genome assembly. Lineage: Eukaryota; Fungi; Ascomycota; Sordariomycetes; Hypocreales; Clavicipitaceae.